GAGCAGCAGCAGCAGCAGCAGGAGCGGCCGCAGCCUGGGCCCGGAGCAGCAUUCCUCUGCUCUGCCGGUGAGCCAUGAGCAUGCCACCGCUCCGGCCUCCUCGCCCCAGCCUCACCGACACUUGUUCACCACCAGCAAGAUGUAUUUCAACCGGAGAGCUAAGAAGAUACACAGUGAGGGAGCCUCGCCUCUCUCUCAUCAAUCCAACGGUGCAGGACCUGCUUGCUCGUCCGCCGGUUACCGCAAGGCAGAUGAUGAGAUGUCCGGCACCACUUCCCAGGCGGAUCCCGUAGACGCCACGGCGCGGACGGUGCUGCUCAACCGCCCACAGAAUACCAAGUUCUGCGACAACCAUGUCAGUACUACCAAAUAUGGGGUUCUCACCUUUCUGCCCCGGUUCCUCUAUGAGCAGAUCAGGCGGGCUGCCAACGCCUUCUUCCUGUUCAUCGCACUCAUGCAGCAAAUCCCUGACGUAUCACCGACCGGUCGCUACACGACACUGGUCCCACUCAUCUUCAUCCUCACCGUGGCUGGAAUCAAAGAGAUCAUAGAGGACUAUAAAAGACACAAAGCAGACAACACAGUCAACAAGAAGAAGACAACAGUGCUACGGAACGGAGCCUGGCAGACAAUCAUCUGGAAACAGGUGGCAGUAGGCGAUAUAGUGAAGGUGACCAAUGGCCAGCACCUUCCAGCUGACAUGGUUAUAGUGUCCUCCAGUGAGCCGCAGGCCAUGUGUUACACUGAGACCUCAAACCUGGAUGGAGAAACCAACCUAAAGAUCAGACAGGGUCUCUCGCUCACAGCUGGUGUUCAGACUCUGGAGGAUUUGAUGGCACUGUCUGGUCGCUUGGAGUGUGAAGGCCCCAACCGACACCUGUAUGACUUUACUGGCACACUGCGGUUGGAGAACCAGAAUCCAGCUCCCCUGGGCCCAGACCAGGUUUUGCUGCGUGGUGCCCAGCUCAGGAACACUCAGUGGGUUUUGGGAAUUGUCGUCUACACUGGCCAUGACUCCAAACUGAUGCAGAACUCCACGAAGGCGCCACUGAAGCGCUCUAAUGUGGAGCGGGUGACCAACAUGCAGAUCCUGGUCCUGUUUGGUAUCCUGCUGGUCAUGGCUCUGGUCAGUUCUGUUGGUGCUGCAAUCUGGAACAGAGAACACACUGAAGAUGCCUGCUGGUACCUGUCCCGGGCUGGUGACAUCUCCACAAACUUUGCAUACAACCUGCUGACGUUCAUCAUCCUGUACAACAACCUGAUCCCCAUCAGCCUGCUGGUCACCCUGGAGGUGGUAAAGUUUACACAGGCCCUCUUCAUCAACUGGGACGUGGAGAUGUACUACUCAGAGACAGACACACCGGCCAUGGCUCGAACGUCCAAUCUUAAUGAAGAACUGGGCCAGGUGAAGUAUCUCUUUUCCGACAAGACGGGAACUCUGACCUGUAAUGUCAUGCACUUUAAGAAGUGUACCAUUGCGGGAAUAACAUAUGGCCAUUUCCCUGAUCUUGACUGUGAUCGUUCAAUGGAGGACUUCAGCAAUCUGCCGUCCAACAGCAAUAACUCUACAGAGUUUGAUGACCCUACUCUCAUACAAAACAUUGAGAAGAAUCAUCCUACAUCCCCUCAGAUCUGUGAGUUUUUGACAAUGAUGGCAGUGUGCCACACGGUGGUACCAGAGAGAGAGGGCAACCAGAUCAUCUACCAGGCCUCUUCGCCAGAUGAAGGAGCACUGGUCAAAGGGGCCAAAGGACUUGGCUUUAUAUUCACUGCAAGGACACCACACUCAGUCAUCAUUGAUGCUAGAGGAAAAGAGAUGAGCUAUGAGCUGCUGAAUGUGCUGGAGUUUUCCAGUAACCGCAAACGCAUGUCUGUGGUGGUCAGGACCCCUAACGGGAAGCUACGGCUGUACUGCAAAGGAGCUGAUAAUGUCAUUUUUGACCGUCUGACUGAGGCGUCGCAGUACAAAGAAAUAACUGUUGCUCAUUUGGAACAGUUUGCUACUGAAGGCCUGAGGACUCUGUGUUUUGCCUAUGUGGACCUGGAGGAAGGCGCCUACCAGGAGUGGCUAAAGGAAUAUAAUCGGGUCAGCACUAUACUCAAGGACCGCGCUCAGAAACUAGAGGAGUGUUAUGAACUGCUGGAAAAGAACUUAAUGCUGUUGGGCGCCACAGCCAUAGAGGACCGUCUCCAGGCUGGCGUGCCAGAGACCAUCGCCACUCUGAUGAGGGCUGACAUUAAGAUCUGGGUCCUCACUGGAGACAAGCAGGAGACUGCCAUCAACAUAGGUUACUCCUGCCGUCUGGUGACACAUGGCAUGUCCCUCAUCAUCGUCAAUGAGGACUCUCUGGAUGCUACUCGUGCUGCACUGACAGUUCACUGUUCGUCGCUAGGUGACUCUCUGAGGAAGGAAAAUGAGCUGGCACUGAUCAUCGAUGGUCAGACACUGAAAUAUGCGCUGUCCUUCGAGCUCCGCCAGGCCUUCCUCGACUUGGCUUUGUCCUGCAAGGCUGUCAUCUGCUGCCGAGUGUCUCCACUGCAGAAGUCAGAGAUUGUGGAUAUGGUGAAGAAACACGUGAAAGCCAUCACGCUGGCAAUAGGUGACGGUGCGAAUGACGUUGGCAUGAUACAGACAGCUCAUGUCGGAGUGGGGAUCAGCGGCAACGAGGGCAUGCAGGCCACCAACUCUUCUGACUACUCCAUAGCACAGUUCUCCUACCUAGAGAAGCUGCUAUUGGUCCAUGGGGCAUGGAGCUACAACCGUGUCACUAAAUGCAUCCUCUACUGUUUCUAUAAGAAUGUGGUGCUCUACAUUAUAGAGCUCUGGUUUGCCUUUGUGAACGGGUUCUCUGGCCAGAUCCUUUUUGAGCGCUGGUGUAUAGGCCUCUACAACGUGAUAUUUACUGCACUGCCUCCGUUCACUUUGGGGAUAUUUGACCGGCCGUGCAGCCAGCAGAACAUGCUCAGAUUCCCGCAGCUCUACCGAAUCACCCAGAAUGCCGAGGGCUUCAACACCAAGGUGUUUUGGGGACAUUGUAUCAAUGCACUGAUUCAUUCAAUUAUUCUCUUUUGGUUUCCGCUCAAAAUGCUAGAGCAUGACUCUCCCUUCAAUAACGGUCAAGGAAAUGACUACCUGUUUGUAGGAAAUAUGGUCUACACAUAUGUGGUAGUUACAGUGUGUCUGAAAGCUGGAAUGGAGACCACCGCUUGGACCAGGUUUUCCCACCUGGCGGUAUGGGGAAGCAUGGUGCUCUGGAUGGUCUUCUUCGCUGUCUACUCAGCCAUCUGGCCCACGAUCCCCAUUGCCCCAGACAUGCUGGGCCAGGCUGGCAGGGUGAUGCAGUGCUGGCACUUCUGGAUGGGUCUGGUCCUGGUGCCUACUGCUUGUUUACUCAAAGACUUUGCUUGGACUGCCACACGUCGCACUGUGAGGAAGUCUCUUUUAGAAGAGGUGCAGGAGUUGGAGGCUCGGGCCGUCGACCCAGGGGCAGCUGUACUUAGGGAUGCCAGUGGCCGCAGUCUAAACGAACGAGCCCAUCUGCUGACAAGAGUCUUUAGGAAAACCCCUUCAAGUGUAGGACGCUCAAACUCGGUGCAGCAGACUGUGUCACAUGGCUAUGCCUUCUCUCAGGAGGAGCACGGCGUGGUGUCCCAAUCCCAGGUAGUGCGCUCCUAUGACACCACCCGCCAGCGCCCCAGCCUCUAGGCCAUACCCCUGACCAAAGCUUUGGCUCACCGUAGCAACGGUUGUCGAGGUGACAGCAGAGACAGACUUAUGAGACACCCUCACACUGUGUGACCGACCCCUGCUGUGGCCUUACUGGAGCUAUGACCUGACCCCUCGUCGGGGGUGGGGGUCAUGGUCAGGCAUGGAGGCCGUCGAUGGCACGUGGAGGACUGACUUGAGAGAAGGGACCAGGCAGAAUAUACGGAAUAAACUUUCUUCAGAUUUACACAAGCUGCACAGGCAUGAGCAAUCUUUUCCACGCACAGACAUGACAAGUCAAACUCAGACUUCUACUCAUAUCUGUAUACCCCUCAGACUGGGUUUGGAUCAUGCAACUGUGUGUGUGUGUGUGUGUGUGUGUGUGUGUGUGUGUGUGUGUGUGUGUGUGUGUGUGUGUGUGUGUGUGUGUGUGUGUGUGUGUGUGUGUGUGUGUGUGUGUGUGUGUGUGUGCGUGCGCACGUGUGCACAUUCCAGUGCGUUUGUGCCUGCCUGUGCAUGUAUGUCUGCACGCAUUGGCGCUUCUGUGUUUUUGUGCAUGUGUGUGUUGGUCCGCGUGUGUUUGUGUGUUCGCUUCCAUGGUUUCUGCUCAUCUUGCUCUCGUGAGGUGAGUUUAGCUCAACUGUCAUCACAUGCUGGUGUGGGAGGGGAAGGCACAUCAGAAUAAACACACACACACUCACUCACACACGUGCACGCAGAU
Messenger RNA from Xiphias gladius (swordfish), 4427 nucleotides. RefSeq names its product ATPase phospholipid transporting 8A2 (gene atp8a2). NCBI's taxonomy places the organism in Eukaryota, Metazoa, Chordata, Actinopteri, Istiophoriformes, Xiphiidae. Bases 140 to 3706 code for a protein of 1188 amino acids. The record is from RefSeq and is a predicted model, not a curated record. Gene Ontology annotation, cellular component: plasma membrane. Gene Ontology annotation, biological process: phospholipid translocation; neuron development. The transcript is spliced from 36 exons. Gene Ontology annotation, molecular function: magnesium ion binding; ATP hydrolysis activity; ATPase-coupled intramembrane lipid carrier activity.